This is a messenger RNA of Oryctolagus cuniculus (rabbit), 9603 nucleotides long. Lineage: Eukaryota; Metazoa; Chordata; Mammalia; Lagomorpha; Leporidae. The record is from RefSeq and is a predicted model, not a curated record.
CUCCCAUGCGGAUGCAGGGACCCAAGCACCUGGGCCAUCCUCCACUGCCCUCCCGGGCCACAGCAGAGAGCUGGACUGGAAGAGGAGCAACCAGGACUAAAACCUGGGGUGCUGGUGCUGCAGGCGGAGGAUUAGCCAAGUGAGCCAUGGCGCUGGCGCCCCAGCAUUACAUUUCAACCCUUAGACCUGGAAUUUACCCUAACCUCAUAACUCACUGAGGACGUUGAACUUUCUCAACCAAGCAGGAGACCCCAGUUCAAUCUCUAGAGCCACCUAAGGGAGUUGUACCUCAAUUUCCUCUAUAUCAGGAGGUGACAGUUCAAACACCAGGUCAGAAUCAAGCUCAGUAUCCAAUGUCACCCAACAUCACACACAGACCUUUGGACCUGGAGCUUACUAUUCCUCCAGAACCCACUAUGGAGGCUGAACAUUCUGUCACUCUGAAGAAGACCAUGUUUCCUCCAAAACACCCUGCGGUGACACUUCCAUCCCCUGGCCAGGUUCAGACUCAACAUCCAAACCAGACUCAAGGCACAGUUCAACAUCUGGACCUGGGACUUAUCAUAACCCCAGAACCCAGUGAAGAGAUUGAACCUUCUCCAAACAUGCAGGAGACUCAAACUCAGCUUGCAGAGCCACCUAAAGAGGUUGUAGCUUGGGGCUGGCAGUGUGGCAUAGCGGGUAAAGCCACGGCCUGCAGUACUGGCUUCCCAUAUUUCGAGUCCUGGCUGCUCCACUUUCGAUCCAGCUCUCUGCUAUGGCCUGGGAAAGCAGUGGAAGAUGGCCCAAGUCCUUGGGCCCCUGCAUCCACAUGGGAGACCUGGAAGAAGCUCCUGGCUCCUGGCUUUGGAUUGGCUCAGCUCUAGCCAUUACAGCCAAUUGGGGAGUGAUCGAGAGGUUGGAAGAUCUCUCUCUCUCUCUCUUUGCCUCUCAUUCUCUCUCUGUGUAACUCUUUCAAAUAAGUAAGUAAAUCUUUAAAAAAGAGAGAGAUUGUAGCUCAGCCUCCAGUGUAUUAUGUUCCAACACCAGGUCAGGAUGAAGCUCUGUCUCCAGUGUCAUCCAAUGUCGCAGAUCAACCUUUGGACCUAGCAUCUACCAAUAUAUAAAUAUAUUCUUCUGGGACUCCCAUGUGCAUGUAGGGGCCCAAGGACUUGGGCCAUCUUCCAUGGCUUUCCAGGCCAUAGCAGAGAGCUGGAUCAGAAGUGGGGCAGCCAGGACUCAACCCGGUGCCCAUAUGGGAUGCCAGCAGUGCAGGCAGUGGCUUUACCUGCUAUGCCACAGCACCAACCCUGCACCCACCAUUACUCCAAGACCUACUACAGAGUCUGAACAUUCUACAGCCCUGAAGACAACUACAGCUCCAAAUCCAGACAAGAUUCAGACCUGGCAUCCAAAUCGACUCAAGUCACAGUUCAACAUUUGGACUUGGAACUUACCAUAGCUUCAGAACCCUGUACGGUGUUUGAAUCCUCUCUGACCACUCAGGAGACUCCAAAUCAGACUCCUAAGGCAACCUCCACUCUGUACCAAGAGGGGACAGUUAGAACACCAGGUCAGGAUCAAGCUCAACACCCAGCAUUGCCCAACAUCACUGUAUAGUCUUUGGACCGAGUGCUUACCAUAACCAAAACUUACUAUGGAGGCUGAACAUUGUUCAGCCCUGAAGAAGACUACAGAACCUCCUCCAGUGCACUCUGAGGCAACGCUUUCCUGUCCAAACCUAAAUGAAGUCAGAGUUCAACCUUUUGACCUAGAACUUACCUUCACUUCAUAAUCGAAUAUGGACAUUGAACAACCUCCAGUCAUGUAGGAUAGCCCAGAUCAGCCUCUAGAGCCACCUAAAAAGAUUGUAGCUCCGCCUCUGGUGUAUUAAUGAGGUGACAGUUCUAACACCAAAUCAAGAUCAAACUUAGCAUCCAAAUUUCCCAAUGUAACAGUUCAACUUUUGAAGCUGGAACUUACCAAAGCCCCUUUGCUUAGUAUAGACACAUUCUACAGCUGUGAAGUCUGCAGUUCUAUAUGUGAUGUACCCAGAGAUGACUUCCAUACCCAGACUAGAUCCAGACUCAGCAUCUAAACCUGGACCCGGAAAUUACCUUAACUCCACAACCUAGUGUAUAAUUUAAACCGCUACAACCAUGCAGGAGACCCUAGCUCAGCUUCCUGAACCAUAUAAGGUGGUUGUAAUUCAACCCCCAGUGUAUUAUGGGAUGACAGUUCCAACACUGGCUCCGGAUCAAGUUCAGCAUCUGCCCAGUGUCACAGUUCAGCCUUUGAAGCUGAAGCUGACCAAAACACCAGGAGCCACUAUAGAAGCUGAACACCCUACAGCCCCGAAGACGACUACAGCUCUACAGCCAGGCCAGGUUCAUGCUCAGCACCCAAACUUAACUACAGGCACAGUUCAGCCUUUGAAUCAGACACUUACACAGCUCAACUGUGCAAAAGGAACACCACCAUUUGUGAGCUCUGUACCUGCGGACGUGAGACACUGCCAUGUCCUGGUCUCGCUGAGUGCCUGUGCCAGAGUCCAGCACCUACAAUGGCACCUUCACCUUCUUGUAAGAACGGUCCUUCCUCAUAGUUCCCUACAUCCAUCCCGCCUGUCAUGGUAGCCUUAUACGCAAGGUCUUCCUGAGCCUUCAUCAUGACCCCAACUUCAUUGACUUUAUUUUUUUUAAAGAUUUAUUUAUUUGAAAGUCAGAGUUACACAGAGAGAAUGAGAGGCAGAGAGAGAGAGAGGUAUUCCAUCCGUUGGUUCACUCCCCAGUUGGCCGCAAUGGCCAGAGCUGCACUGAUCCAAAGACAGGAGCCUCUUCCUGGUCUCCCAUGCAGGUGUAGGGGCCCAAGGUUGGGCCAUCUUCUUCUGCUUUCCCAUGCCAUAGCAGAGAGCUAGAUCAGAAGUGGAGCAGCUGGGACCCAAACUGGCACCCACAUGGGAUGCUAGCACUGCAGGCGGCGGCUUUACCCACUACGCUACAGGCCCCUGACUUUUUUAAACAUGUAUUUUUAUUUGAGAAGGAGAGGUAGGAUAACAGAGAUCUUCCAUCCACUGGCUCACCCCUCAAAUGCCAACAUAAUGGUCUGGGGCACCAGCCUGAAGCCAGAGCCCAGAACUCAAUCCAGGUCUCCCACAUGGGUGGUAAGGCCCGACUACUUGAGUCAUCACUGAUGCCUCUCAGGGUCAACAUUAGCAGGAAGCUGGGUUCAGGAGCAGGACUCAGGAAUCAACCCCAGGGACUCUGUUGUGGAUGUGGAUGUCUUGAUCUGUGUAAACGCCUGCCCCACAGGUGAGUUUCCUACUAGAUGUGAGCAUUGCUGCUCUCUCAGGGACACAUCUUCUUCCUGCUUUGCUCACCGACCAUUUAUUAUUAUUAUUAUUAUUAUUAUUAUUAAGACUUAUUUAAUUAUUUGAAAGGCAGCGUUACAGAGGGAGGGAGGGAGGAAGACAGAGAUUGUCCAUUCACUGGAUCAUUCCCUAAGUGGCCACAAUGGCUAGGGCCAGGCCAGGCUGAAGCCAGGUGCCUAGAACUCCAUCUGGGUCUCCCACAUGGGUGGCAGGGGCCCAAGCACUUGGGCCACAUUCUGCUGCCUUCCCAGGCACAUUAGCAGGGAACUGGAUGGGAAAUGGAGCAGCUGGGAACUGAACAGGUGCGCAUACGGGAUGCCUGUGUCACAGGUGGCUGUUUAACAUGUUGCACCACUAUGCCAGCCCCAUCCUUGACCUUUCUAAGUGUUCCCCUUGGAGGUUCAUGACUUGCAAGCAUCUGCCCACCACACCACCUUUGCCUACCUCUACCAUCUCCUUGCAGGGGCCUGCUUGUUCCAGCAUCAUGAGGAAAAGCAAACAUUUCCUCUCCACCUUCCUGAACUGUCUCCCAAAGCGGCUUCUCAGGGUCCCUCUCAUCGCUGCCAGCCCUGCAGGGGCUCCAGGUCACCCUGCUGCUGGUCCAUAUCCCCUGAUUUCACACUGCUCCUUUUCUGCUGGCACUGGAGGAGAGGGGGUGGGAGCCAGCUGCCAUUUCCAUUAAAAUUAAAAAAAAUAUAUAAAAUUAUUUGUAAGGCUGAGAAGGACAGAGACAGAAAACUUCAGUACACUAGUUUAUUCCCUAACUGCAAAACAGCCAGGAGCCAGGACCUCCAUUCAGGUCUCCCAUGUGGGGGACAGGGGACCAAGUACUGAGCCAUCACCUGCUCCUCCCAGGGUGUGCACUAAUGGGAAGCUGGAUGGGAACAGAGCCAGGACUCAAACCCAGGCGCUCUGGUGUGGCAUGUGAGAGUCCCCAGCGGUAUCCUGACUGAUUCCCAUUUACACCUCUGCCUAAAGCUCUGUUGGGUAAGAUUCUCUGAUGAAAGGAUUGGAGUAACUGGAGGGAAUUGCCACACGUGGAGGCUAGGCACAUGCAUUGAAUUGGGUUUCAACAACACAGUGGGCUAAGCCGCCCCUUGGAAUGUUGGCACCCAGUAAUUGCUGGUUCAGUUUCCCAGCUGCUCUGCUUCUGAUCCGACUCCCUCCCAACCCACCUGGGAAAGCAGCAGAAGACACCCCAAGUGCUUGGGCCCCUGCCACCCAUGUGGGAGACGUGGAUGAAGGUCCAUACUCCAGGCUUGUGUGUGGCCACUUGGGGAGUGACCAGCAGAUGGAAGAUGACUGUCACUCUGCCUUUCAGAUAGACAAAUUUUUUGCAAAAUUGAAGAACUCUGGAAAAGCUAACAGACGGGAUUGCUGACGAGGGAGGUACGGUAUAUCCCUCCUCAGUCUCCCAGCAAGGGAGACGCAUGAAUGAGGCGGGGACCACUUCUACAUCAGCCGGAGGUGUAAGGCUACAGGAGGCGCUUCCCUGGCUGAGGUCCAUGAAGCUCCGGCUACCUGGGCAGCGCUGAGGGCAUCGCACAGCCUGGGCCACACCAGACACCAGAUAAAUCCCCAUCACAAUGCUGUGUCCCCACGGAUGAGCGGGCAGCUUCCACGCGGGCUCUUCCCUGGCAGAGGUUUGUUGGGGGCGCUGGGUGGGGGGAGCACAACGCACACUGGUUGGUCUCCUUCCUCUUGCUACCUGGACUGAGGGUGCACCCAGAGAGACACACUUCUCUGUGCCACUCACCGCGGGCCUGCCUGCCACACAGGCCCGCAUCUCAGCUUGCCCACGCUGUCCAAGGCUAAGCCCCGGCGCCCGGGGACGGCUCAUGCCCGCCACAGGCCCUGCCCUGCAGCCAGGGUGGAAGGAGCCCUGAGGAGCUAGGAGAGGGCUUUCUGGUCCAGGAUGCCAGGAAGCGGAGUUGACCGGAGAGGGGGUGGGGGCGGGCGACUCGGGGUGCUAAUCCCAGCUUCCUGUCCGGAUUCUCCCUGCCUGCUGCUCAGGGCCUAUCUUAGGACGGCCACAGCUGCGGAAACGGAUCUCCCGCUCACCUGUUCCUAAGCAAUGCCGAGCUGGCGAGCUUCCGCCCAGAAGAAUGCCGGCUUCGGGAACUUUCCAGUCCGAGGGCCGGCGCUGAGGGUGCUGCGGCUGAACCCCCAGCCUCCGGCCUCGGAGCAGCAGUGACCGCGGCCGGGAACCGGGGGGCACAGGGCCGCAGGGGGCACGAGGAGCCGCCGAGCUCCUGGCCCCAGACUCCUGGGGAGAUGGGCUGGUGUUUCCUCCCUCGGUCUCCCCAGAAACCACUCUGCCCGAGGACGCCUCUCGGCAGGGAGCGGGUCCCGGGCCCCCCUCGCCUACACAUUCUCCACUCGCGCUGAGCCCACGGGCUGAGGUCAGGCUCCACGACUCAGAAACCAAACCUCUCUAGCCAAUCGGUCAUUCACUCAGCAAACGCGGGCCCCCUGGGGACGAGCAGGGGCCACAGGUGCAGGCAGGUGUGCGCCAGAUGCCCGGGGAGCCCCGCCCCAUGGGUAGAGACGGACGUUGGGGACCCGGCAGCCCGGGAAAAGAGGAGGGCGGAGUACGACCUGGACCCAUGCCUGGGCACCAGGGGCCGGGACAGGCACCGCGCCUGCGUGGCAGGAGCCCUCGGCGUCGCCAGUGUAGCCGGGGUAACCCGACCCAGCACUGCGGGCCAUGGCCUCCGGGGCCGGCGGGAGCUGGGGUCGCACCACGGCACCGGGUGCUGCCCCGACGCCCUGGGUGACCGUCGUGCAGCCCCCGCCGUGGGCCGCCCCGCCGCAGCCGCCGCAGCCGGGCCGCGUGAAGGAAGGGCUGCUGGAGCUGCUGCUGUUGCAGAACGCGCAGGUGCACCAGCUGCUGCUCUGCCGCCUGGCCGAGGGGGCGCUGGACUCCGCGCCCGCCUCACCCGGCCCGCAGGGCUUCCCAGAGGCUCAGCAGGGAGAGCUGGAGGAGGAGGAGCUGGGCGCCCAGGACCAAAGGCCUCUGGUGUUCCACCACCACUACCUGCCCUGCCCACUGCCCUCCCUGGGCCCCCUGCCAGCCUGGCCGGCCCCUCUCCUGCCCCCUCCGCCACAUCAGCACCACUGGCAGGAUGCACCCAGGAUUCAGCACCGUCCUCCUGCCUCCGGGAAGAGGGAGGGACUACUACGAUGCUGAGAGCCUACUCUGAGGAGCGAGACACCCAGGGCCUCGCCUGUGUCGUCCUGCUGCCCCUUGUCGCCUGCUGACUGCACCCAUGGCUGGCUGCCCUCCCUACCUCUCCGCCCCUGCCAGGCCUCUGCUCCUGCUGGCUCAGGCCCCCACCCCACUGAGUUCUGCAGGAGCUCCCUAGAGCCCCGUGCAGGGCCUGGAAACCACGGAUGCCCAACUCCGCCCACUGCUGCCCGCCUGACCAGGAGAGGCCUGGGCACCAGAGCUUCGGCCCUUCCCCCAGUCCCCAGCCUGGGAUGACAGGAGCUUGGGCCGGGAUGUCUCCUUUUGGCCCAAGGAUGGAGUCAGGGCUGCUUCUGUUACCCUGGGUCUUUGAAGGGCCUAAAGGGAGAGGCCUGGAGCCAAGCUAGCUCCCUUGGGGGCUCCUCGCCACAGGAAGAAGGAGUCUGGCCCCUGCAGAUUCCGUCCAAACCCCAGCGCCCUCUGCCAGGCAGUGCUUCUUCCUGGUCCCUGCUCCCCUGCAUUCCAGCUGCAAGGCCCUGGGGCAGCACAGCCAAGCCGCUUCCAACAGGCGCAGGUUUCCCAGUCCCUCACGGCCCUGCCCUCCACCCCCAGCCCUGCAUUUCUGGAAGGGGACAUGGAGUCUGCCCCAGCCCGCACAUAGGCCGCAUCUCACCUGUCACUGUGGCCAGUGAGUUCCCCUCACCUGCCUUGCUCUCCAGGAAGGACUCCCGCCAUCCUUUGUGUUAUCUUCUCCAGGGACAUUGAACCACAGCGAUCACAGUUAACUCUUUCCAGCUUUGAGUCUCCUGUAAACAAACUGCCUUCAUCCAAAUCAUAGGGCUGGGCAGGGGAGGGUGGAUUUGGAGGAGAGGGGCAGAACAUGACAGCCAUGGCUUACUGCCUCACCCACCGAACCUCUGUCCAAGCCCAAGUUUACAGUGACUGCCCUGCCAGCCCCGCUCCUCCAGCUCCCAUCAUCUUUCAGUAUGGUCUCCUGGGAGGCAGGCGGCAGGUCUGCUGUUCGCGUGAGCUCUGACUGCGCAUGGUGCAGACUGUGGGAACAGCCGGGGCCCGUGCUGUUUCUUUGGCCGUGUUUAAUGAAUGAAAUGCAUCAGAUAUUCAGGAAAAGGCAUCCUCCUGGCCGUCCAACACUGACCCCCGUGCAAGGCCACAGAACCCUGGCCUGCGCCAGCGUGGGGUGGGAAGGAAGCGUCUCUUCCACACGUCAGCCUCCCUCUGGAAGACCCCACUCAGGCAGCAAAGGGUGCUAUGGGCUGCUCUCCUUCCUGGCCUGUACCAUUUCAAGACCAUCUUCUGGCGGAGGGUGCGGCCCUAGGUCCAAGUGUUGCUCCUGGUGGCCCCUGGGGGCUGAGGGGGAGAGGAGCAGGGUCUGGGCGGGCAGCCUCCCAGCAGUCCCUGUUCAGCUCUGGUGGGGCUGGUGGGCCCUGCAGGGGGGACUCCAGCGUGUGUGCCCACUGCUCUGCUUGUUGAGCUACCUCUGUGGGGUUUCUCCCCUCCAAGGCAUCUCAGCCUGAAACUCCACUGCAGGUCAGCCCACAUCAACGCUCAGGGACCUCCCAUGGGCUGUUUCAAAGAAGCCUUCCCCAAACGGCCAGCAAGGAGGAUAUUCCCGGCCCUGCCCUGCUGUGGACACCAGGACCCUGUCCUCCCAGUGUGUGGGCCUGCCAGAGGCCUCACCAGCACCCCAGCAACAAGGAGACAGCAGAUACCCAGACACCCGUUUGGGUGCGGUGCCUCAGGCUUCCUGAUGAAACAAAGCACAGACUCCCAAAUCUAAAACUACUUUAUUUGUGAUUGGCUCAGAAGGUGCCAUGAUCAAUCAGCAGAAUUAUAAAACUGUACAGGAGGUACAAAAAUAGGCCAUUAACUCUGAUAAUGACCCUCACAUCAUCAAGCUUUAAAAAUACACGUAGAAGGUGUACAAUCUGGCAGUUUAUAAAAUAUAAAGCUAAAAAGGAUUUUAGGUUCGACAAAAAGGAUUGUAUCACACAACUAACAUAUACCAAUUCAACAAUUAACCCGAGAAGACACACGGCACAGAGAUUUCUAAAAAAUCUAAAAAUUAACAGUUUACCCCGACCAAAUUACUCACCCUUUAAAGGACAAGACCACUUGCUGUAAGGCAUCCAUCUCAGGGAAGGGUACAGGGUAACUUUUCCAGUUCUAACAUGGUUAGGGGUGUUGUCCAAAACAAUUCUGAUAUGCUUUGAGCAAGUGCAAUUGUAACUGGAUACACUUCAGAGUAAAAAUUAAAUACAUAUAAAUAGGUUAAAUAAAUAGAGGUCAUUGCAAAAAGAACACUACACAAGGUCUGCACCUGCCGACGCCACGCAGCUGACAGUAAUGCUUAGGUAGGCGGGAAGCCCCGGCACAGCUUCUCCUGAAGAGGAACACUGCAUCCCCAACACAACGCGGAGCAGAGCGGCCGCAGGCACGGCUGCUCCGGGGAGGCUCGCUGCGGGCGCCCGUCACGGCCAGAGCUACUGUUUCAUGAAGAAAGCAAAGUCUUGCACGAGAACAGAUACUUUGGUUUAAAGGAGAACGGCCCAGUCCUUGAGGGCGGAUUCGGGCGGCCCUGAGGGGACACCUGGUAAAUCUUCCUGGGAGAGCCCAGGCGGGCAGGGACAGGGUGUGAGGGAAACAGCAGCUGGGAAGAAAGGCAAACAGCACGGCGGGAGACCGCUGCAGGGGAAAGUAAAAGGGCUCCUUCCAGGGGCGCGCGCUCCCCCAGCUCUCCGAGGACAGAGGCUGCAGGUGGAGCUGGCCCGCCCUCUAAGGGAACCCCAAGGCUGGGAGCCAACGAACAGGGAAGACAAAGGGGAUGCCAGGAACAGAGCAUGGGACGGUCUCAGGAAAACCAACUUGGCUGAAGUUCAACUUCCGAAAUGACAGCAGCCACACGGAGCAAGGCCUACAGCCGUGAGGGCUCCGUCAGCAGCCAGCUGACCCCUGCUGCCGCGGCACGGGGGACUGCCCAUGACAGCCUCUGGCGGCCGAGGGACUUACCCAGCCACACCUGUGCUCCCCCAGAUGCAAAUGCUUUGCA